Hylaeus anthracinus is the source of this 529-nucleotide messenger RNA. RefSeq lists its product as uncharacterized. The transcript has 2 exons. Lineage: Eukaryota; Metazoa; Arthropoda; Insecta; Hymenoptera; Colletidae. The record is from RefSeq and is a predicted model, not a curated record. Bases 4 to 414 code for a protein of 136 amino acids.
CAUAUGCCGCUCGUCGGAAUGCCCAAGGCAGUGAUAGAUCGUCGUUCGAACUUCGCUCCAGGGAUCUGCAACAGCUUUUCUUUUUGCAGUUUGCGCUGCCGCGUCUGUAGACGACGGGCGUCCCUAUUCCCAGAACACCUUCCACCAAACCCCGUGUUCCUUCUUGCAAGCCGGAUAUUGCGGAAUCAGAGUGUAUUGCGGCGCGUCCGCGUAAACGAGAUCCGGUCGCAAGUUAACCCAAAAGGACCUCCCUGCAUAUACAAUGGAUUCCCUACGGAACUUCGAAUUCCCGCUGGCUAUCUGGUAAACACAGACAGAGACAGAUGGGAUUUCCACUUCGCUAGGAACAUCUCUGGCACGCAUAACUGUAAAAACAUUCUCACUUCCGUGACCAACGCCCAAAAAGAACGUUAGUGAAUGAACUUCUGUAUAGAGGAAGGAAUAUAGUUUCGUGAUCCACGAAUGCUCGCGUGCGGGUUUUAAUACCCAAGAGGAGAAUCACUGCUCCUUAUUACCUCUCUGCAUUUCA